Messenger RNA from Gregarina niphandrodes, 1098 nucleotides. RefSeq lists its product as hypothetical. The record is from RefSeq and is a predicted model, not a curated record. The coding region runs from base 1 to 1098 and encodes 365 amino acids. The transcript has a single exon. Lineage: Eukaryota; Apicomplexa; Conoidasida; Eugregarinorida; Gregarinidae.
AUGCCACGGGAUGUGCCAACCCCACGGGAUGGAACCUCGUGGGACGGUAAGCUUCCGGACGGUCUGAGUUCUCCGGUCACCUGCCAGCGACAAGGUCACAAGGCAGCGCUGCAAAUCCGUAGGCUGCUAAUCCAAGAUAUCCAGUUUCAGGAACACUUUGGAUAUAUAGGACCCACCUUGGAUUCAGAGGAGGGCCAGACCGUACAGGUGAGUGCUACCACUCAGACUCAUGUUGCGGUGCACGAUACGUCUAACGGUCAUCACCCUAACGGCCAUCAUCCGACCGGUCAUCAUCCGACAGGAAGGAAUCUAAUUACUCAGCUUUGUCGGCUCGGGAGACAGACGAGCAAACAGCUCCUAAAGAAGACGGUGACAGGCGUUCUUCCUGUGCCGGGCGUUGUUCCUGUGCCGGGCGUUGUUCCUGUGCCAGGCGUUGUUCCUGUGCCAGGCGUUGUUCCUGUGCCAGGUGACCGAACGCUAGACGACGACCCGGCGCUGGUGGCUGGUGUGCCCUUCAUUUCAGGCGGCCCUGGUCUGGAGCGAGCUCUGGAAGACAUGCACGAGUGCACGAAACUGAAACCUGAACAAGACCCCGGAGGUGUUCUUCAGGAGAACCUCGGGAGGCCGGCUGGAAGCGCCGCUGAAUCUCAGGCGCCCGAACAGCAGGAGGACGUUGCUGCUCGGAAUCGGGAUCCGACUACUCGCCCAGUCAAGCACAGUGGAGAAGCUGGCAACUACCAAGAAGAGGCUUGCCGGAAAGAGAGGCUGGAGAAAGACAUUCAGAAGGAGAUGGAGGCUGAAGAGGAGUCGGAAGAAAAGGUGGAUGCCCGGGAGACGGCGGAGGCUCAGCAGGAAACGGCGGAGGCUCAGCAGGAAACGGACGCAUUGAGGUAUAAUAGCGCUUUGGCGUUUUGGUUCUUCGAUACCCCUACGCGGACCGUCUGGAUUUUGGACCCUCGGCAGGCCUUGAGAUGGAAAGAUUUUUGUUGUCAAAGGAAGCCUUUGACCAUAUGUAUUCCGUUGAUCUCUGCGGAUAUCGUCACUCUUGAUGACGUCGAGGUUAUUGAUAUCGAGCCAACAACCCCGCUGCGAGAUUAA